AUGGCUGUUAAUGCAAGAAUAUUCAAUCCAUUGGAAGCUUCAAAAUACUUGGAAGCGUUGAGAAAAGAUUCGAAAUUGUCAUCGUUCAUUUGUUCAAAUCACGAGCUAGAUUGGACCAGAUAUGAAGGUCUAGAGUCAGAAGCAGUGAAACAGGUGGCCUCUAAAUGUAGCGAUCCACGAAUGAAAGUUCUGUACGAGCAGGCACUGGAAACAUUAAAGGAUAAAAAUGAUGGUGAAUCAAUUCUAAUUACAGGACAUGGUGAUUCGGAUCCAAAAUCAUCGACACUGAAGAAAUCCUACGUUUUCUAUGCUGAAAAUAAAGAUGGUAAAUAUGAUAUUGUAGCUGCACAUGCAACGCAGACAAAAGUGCUUAACUGGGAUAAAAUCACAGCUGGUGCAUUAGUUACUUUUUUAACAAGCAUUGGAAUCGGUGCUGCCGUUGGCACUAUGGCGGGACCUAUAGGAACUGCCAUCGGUGCUGCUGGUGGUGCAGUUGUAGGCGGCGUAGCUGCCGCUUCAACUGUUGGUAUCAAAGCAAAAAACGAUUAUCGUGAAGAAAUGCCAGAAGCCGUGUAUGCCUAUCUUUUCAAAGAAUUACAAGAGAAACAACAGUUAGCAAUUACAGGCAGCAAAGUAACACUUCAACAAAAUCAAGAUUUGAAAGACAGUGACAAAGUAAUAUGGUGUUGCCGUAAUUAUAGACAUGGUCAAUGUCGUGGUCGACUUCAUACGAUCAACAAUCAAGUUAUUCAAAUAAUUGGUGAUCACAAUCAUGAACCAAGCAGUUCGGAUGGACAAGUAGCUGCAGCACGUACACGAAUGAGUGAUUCAGCCAAACAAAGUUGUUUGACAACACAUACUAUUGUGGCUGACGCAAUGUUCGAAAAAUCCGACAACGAAUAUACAAUAAAAGCUCGCGAUCGAACAUUUUUACAUUUUGAUUCGGGAUCCAUCGAUCAACGGAUAUUAAUAUUUUCAACAAAAAAACAAUUAAAAAUAUUGGAAAAUGCAAAUUAUAUAUAUUUAGAUGGUACAUUUAGUGUAGUGCCAGAAUUGUAUUUCCAAUUAUAUACAAUUCAUGCUACAUAUUUAAGUCAUAUAAUACCAGUUGUUUAUAUAUUGCUGACAGGCAAGAAGCAACGUUUAUAUAAAGAAAUAUUUCAACAAAUAAAGAAUUUAAUACCAAAUUUUGAUCCACCAAAUAUUAUGAUUGAUUAUGAACGUGCAACUAUUAAUGAAAUUAAAAAACAGUUUCCAAGUUCAAACGUAUCCGUAUGCUUUUUCCAUUUAUGUCAAAAUGUUUAUCGCGCUGUUAUACAUUUUGGCUUAAAGACAUUAUAUAGUGAAGAUGAAGAUUUUGCAAAACAAAUUCGUUCAUUACCAACAUUAGCACUUUUACCUGCUCCUGAUGUAAUUCCUAACCAUAUUUAA
Molecule: messenger RNA, 1431 nt
Organism: Rotaria socialis
Lineage: Eukaryota; Metazoa; Rotifera; Eurotatoria; Philodinida; Philodinidae
Source: the annotation of a GenBank genome assembly